AUGCCUGUGUUCGCAGGUUGUAUUCGCAGUGAGUCCAUCGAGGAACUUCGAGAGCUUUCGAAAAACUGCAGGACUCCUAUUGACGCAUUCCUUAUGGACGUUUCAAGCGAUCAAAGUUUACACGGUCUGGUGAACAACGCUGGCAUACUGGGCAAAGAGUUCUUCGACGACUUUUUGACAGUUGACGACUACAAGGCGGUGGCUGAAGUGAACGCAUGGGGCGUGAUUCGAGUCACACAAGCGAUGAAGCCCCUAGUGAAAAAA
Molecule: messenger RNA, 264 nt
Organism: Ostertagia ostertagi
Lineage: Eukaryota; Metazoa; Nematoda; Chromadorea; Rhabditida; Trichostrongylidae
Source: the annotation of a GenBank genome assembly